GAUGACUAACCAUCCAUCAAAGUCCACGGAAGGUGAAGGGGAAAAACACUGAACACUGUGCUGUUUGCUUCGCCAAAGGAGCAUGUUCCAACUGUCAGUUCACCAUGUAAAGUCUUAUCAGAAAGUUGAGCAUGUCGUAACGCUGUAGGUCUGGAAUAACGUCCACUCUGGCUGUUUCCAUAUAUUCGUGGAAAGCACCCCAGGGUAUUGUGAGGAUCAGAUAUAGUCAGUCUGUCAGGUUGUGUGAUUUAUCGCUCAAUCUCUGUGCACAGUGAACUCUUAAAGCUGGAAACUGGCACUGGUGCCUUUCAAUUUUUCACGAGGCUUUUCCUGCCAGCAUGGUGGCGCGAGCAAAGUGAGUCACAUGACGUCUGGAGCUCCAAAUCCAGAUGUCACUGACUAUCUGUGUUUUAUUUAACCAGGGAAAAAGCCUCACUGAAACAAAAACAUGGCCAAGAAGGCAGCAUAACAACAUGGUCACCAAUUUCAACAAUAAAAAAAAGAGCUAUUCAACUGUCACUCACAACAGAUGUUGUUCUUCUUUGUUGGUUUAUGCAUAAAAGUGGAGCUGCUCUCAACUUCAAAAUGUCUGUUUGUGCUGUUGUAGGAACAUGGUGGUGCAGAAUGGCAGACUUUGUUGAAGCACAACCCUUGCCCUAAAGCAAAAAAGGCUAAAGCUAGCUACAUUAUACACUUACACAAACAACUUUGUAGUGAAAACUGCAUCACAAGUACACAACAACAACAACAACAACACAGGGAAGCCUGAGAUUUCUAAUCAAAAUGAAAUAUAGGAUUUACCAGAGCUACAUCACUUCUGCAGCCCAUUCAAAUGGAAAAAAUAUUCAUGAACACUGAUUUAUUGCCUGAUAGCAAAUAGGAGUGGGAAAUAAAGUAUACAAGGCGGAGCAUCCUCCUUAAUUUAAAUGUAGCUUUCUUUGAGUAUAAUAAGAAUCCAAAGGGUGGAAAAAAGCUGUAUUACUAAAUGGGACAAAUGUGACAAAAAUGACACAAAGUAAGACUUUUUCUGUCAAUCAUUGUUAACUAGUCUCAACAAAUGAGUCAUACAAUCUGACAGAUUAAGCAUAGAUAAUCUCUAGCUCACUUAGACUCUGUCAGCCAUGACAAAAUCUCCUGCAAACCUGCACAUGGGUGCCUUUAAAUCCCCAGCCAAGCAAAAGCAUUUACUCCCCUCACGCUCUUUAUUAGAGUAUGAUUACAGGAUAAGUAAGUCAGAAGUAAUGGUACGGCUGCAUCACAGGAGUUGUUAAGAGGUUUUGGCUGAGCAUCAGACCUUCAGCAUCCUUAGAGUGCAGCUGCAGCCUCAGAGGGAAAACUCAUAAAAUCCUCGUGGAUCUAACUCAGAUUUAUGGCGUAUUCCUCGGCGCAAAGAUGAUUUGUUGCGAAACUUGGCAUUUGUGAUUUUGCAUUUUCGACAGAAACGAUUUCAUUUUAAUGAAAGACAAAAUAUUCACUCGCGCGGCGCGCGCGGAAUAGCCGCAUAGUUUUAAUAUGAUGUUAUCUUCGUGUGGGGGCUUAUAUUUAGCACAUUAAUCUCUUUCACCCCUUUUCGAUUUUGCAUCCCAACAUAAUUUGCCUUCAUUUUUUUUUCUUUAGACCUGUCGCAUUUUUCUCUCCGUGGAAUCAUUUUUUAAGUCCAGUGAUGCAUUUUUCGAUCCUUUUCUAAGCAGAGUUGUUGGUGGUGAACGGGGCACCUCGGGCUGACCCCAGCACGAACAAAGCCAACUACUAGUCACUGUCUGGGAACCUUUUAUUCCCAUUCUUUUAUCAGAGGCCUUUCUGACCGGCCACGUUUUGUUGUCCGUCCUUUGACUGUCCACAAGGCCAAAUAUGGCCCCGCGGUCCGUCAAUAUGGCCGAGAUUAAUUUUUCAGCUCCGGCCAUCUGUGGGGGUAAAAGUCAGUCAGCUCAGAGUCAUAAAUCUACAGUCCCUGCCUUUUCAAUAGGUGCGUGAGGGGGUGGGGAGUGUGCACAUCAAGCGACAGGAUUAGAUAUCCAGCACUCUUUAAUUCUUUACCUUAUUUUUCAAAGUCCACAAACAUCUAUUUCAAACUAUUUUCCCACUAAGGGAAAUCUUCAUUAGUCCCAUAAUGAGCACUUGGCCCCCCCUCUCCGUCAAAUUAUCCCAUUACGUCUGACAUAAACAACCCAAAGUGCCGCUUCUGAUUGGCUGGCAGAAGGGUCACGUGGCCCGUGCGGCCGUCCGUCUAUUUGACAGCCGCAGGAUGGCUUGGUGCCAGAGGGGGAAAAAGAGACACAGAGAGGGGAGAGAAAGAAAAAUUAGUAUUCUCCUACCAGCUUCGCUAUAAAUCAAUCAUGGAGUCCUACGUGGUGAGCUGUAAAUAUGCUGAGCCGCAGUUCCCGCCUUGUGAAGAAGAUUACAGUAAUUUUAGUGACCAAGGGGGGUAUUAUAACAACCCUCAGGACAGUGGCAGUUAUGGAGGGGGCUUCCAACCCAUGCAGCCCCCUCCGCCUCCAUACACACCACAACAAACCGGUUAUCAACACUCAUUGCAGGGUCAGCACCGGGAGGAUGGCGAGGAGAUCUCGCAGCACCAGGAUGCGCCUUUCCCCGGAUUCAGAGAGACAGACGCCUCCAGGAAGGACAGGUUCCCUGUGGGUGACCUGCAGUGCCAGACCUGGAUGACCUGUGCGAAGCCCGUUCAGGUGCAGAGGAGAACGGCCUGCCAGAGCAAAGACAAGCCGCCUAUUGUUGUCUACCCGUGGAUGAAGAAAGUGCACAUCGCUCACGUUAAUCCAAACCACGUGGGACCAGAGCCAAAGCGGCUGCGGACGGCCUACACGCGCCAGCAGGUGCUGGAGCUCGAGAAAGAGUUCCACUUCAGCCGUUACCUCACGCGCCGCCGCCGCGUGGAGGUGGCCCACACGCUCUGCCUGUCCGAGCGGCAGGUAAAGGUGUGGUUCCAGAACCGGCGCAUGCGCUGGAAGAAGGACAACAAGCUGCCCAAUACCAAAGGAAGGAGCAAAAACAAGAGAGCAACGGACGACAACAACAACAACAACAGCAGCAGCAGCAACAACAACAGCGGCAGUGACAGCAGCGUCAGCAGCAGCAGCAGCAGCAGUAGCAGCAGCAGCAGCAGCAGUGUCCUGAAGGCGGUGAUAACUGUGUAAAAAAAGCCUGUUUGGCCGCUUGAGUCAGCCAUUUUAGCACCUUCACCCUCCAAAACUGAUGUUGAAUUCAUUCAUCCAAGGUCACUGGUCCUGAAACAAUUCCUAACUGCUUUGAAAGCGUCCAUCCAUAGACCAGCAAAGGCUUUAAAACACGUCAGUGUAUUUUUGCCUCGUAUUUGUUUUAUUUUUCUACUGUACAGAUGUUAGCCUGACAUUUAAUUCAUUAAGAGAAAGUCGUUGGUUCUUUCACUUGAGUCUGCAAUUAAUGAUUAACCUAUUUUAGUAUCAGUUAUUUUCCCCCUCAGUUAAUCAAUUAACCCUUUAGUAUAUUGAAAGUCAGAAAACCAAAUUAUUAUUAUUAAUACAGUCAAAUUAUUAUUAUGAUUAAAGGAAGUUGUUAAUGGUCUGACAUUCCUGGUGCAAUUAAAUAAAGUGUUUCAAGUUUAGACACAAACAGCACGGAGGCAUGGUGUCUAACCAAACUCUCUCCAUCUGCGGUGAAUGAAGGUAGAUUGUGUCUUUUGGAGAAAACAGGGUUUUAUUUCGACAGGGUAAAUAUAAUACAGGGUUGUUGUUUUUUGUUUUGUUUUUUUGAAUAAUAGAUACCUUAAAGAUAAAAUAGACUAACUUAUAAAUAUGCACAUUACCAAAAUGUUGUCUCCACAGAAGGCGAAAAGAAAUAACAAAAAAAAAGACCAGAAACACCAAAAUGCUGACCUGCAGAUUGGUUGGACAAUAACGUUUUUAGCUUUUAUUUUGUACAUAUAGAGAAGCUUCGAGAACAAAGCAUUAAUUAGGACAAGUAGCCAUAUUCAGAUUUACUUCUAUUUCGAUAAGGUAAACAAGUGUUUUAGGGGAGCAGUCACAUUUCUAUUUGUUCUAUAAAAUCGAUUUAAACACAGCCAAAUUGGAUAUACAGGUUUAUUACAUGUACGAUAGUGACUGUAGGUCCGACAUAUGUUCUCAGGGUUACAGGGUUUUUAACAUGUAAAACUUUCUGAAAUGUUCUAGUUUAAACCAGCACCGAGAGUUUUUUUUCUUCUUUAAUUAAAUCUCUUUGAAUAAGGGCAACGUUGCAUUUUCAAAGAGUGUUUUCUCUGUUUGAUUCCAGUUUAAUAUGCUAUUGAUUUGUAUUUUAGCUUAUACGCCAGUACUUACUUUUAUUUUUGUAUCAUUUAGAUACAUAUUUUAUUCCUGUAGCAAACAUCGUCUCUGUCCUUUUGUACGCGUUCGUUUUUUGGAUAAAAAAAAAAUACAAAAAUGUUUGUGAAUAAAAAAAGUUUAUA
Solea senegalensis (Senegalese sole) is the source of this 4441-nucleotide messenger RNA. RefSeq names its product homeobox protein Hox-D4b-like. The transcript has 2 exons. The record is from RefSeq and is a predicted model, not a curated record. Gene Ontology annotation, biological process: embryonic skeletal system morphogenesis; regulation of transcription by RNA polymerase II; anterior/posterior pattern specification. Gene Ontology annotation, cellular component: nucleus. Lineage: Eukaryota; Metazoa; Chordata; Actinopteri; Pleuronectiformes; Soleidae. Bases 2337 to 3155 code for a protein of 272 amino acids. Gene Ontology annotation, molecular function: RNA polymerase II cis-regulatory region sequence-specific DNA binding; DNA-binding transcription factor activity, RNA polymerase II-specific.